Messenger RNA from Tachysurus vachellii, 4542 nucleotides. It is a transcript of the gene ppp1r13l, whose product is annotated as protein phosphatase 1, regulatory subunit 13 like. Gene Ontology annotation, biological process: regulation of transcription by RNA polymerase II; positive regulation of cell differentiation. The coding region runs from base 257 to 2668 and encodes 803 amino acids. The record is from RefSeq and is a predicted model, not a curated record. Gene Ontology annotation, molecular function: transcription factor binding. NCBI's taxonomy places the organism in Eukaryota, Metazoa, Chordata, Actinopteri, Siluriformes, Bagridae. The transcript has 13 exons.
UGCAGCAGCAGCAGUGGGCAGGACAUAAAACUACUGAAUAUCUCUCCAGUAAAGAGGAAUCGUCUGCUGUUUUCCUAAAAGGAAGACAUGCAGACUGUAAUUUUAAUCUGGAUGAAACAGACUACAACAGUUAACAAGGCUUAGGAGAACUGUUUCCAUCCGUGACAACAGAAUUACAGCCGCCGGCUACUUUACAGGGGAGGUGUGUUGAAUUCAUCAGAAGUGGUGUAGCAGCAUCUAGAAAGAGCCUGAAGUCAUGUCCUCCAACAACACCUUUAACAGCAACUUGCUGUUCCAGUCCAUCACGGAUGACCUGAACGCGUCACUGGCGACGGCGGAUGAGCUCUCUCGUGAGUUUAGUUCCCUCCUGCAGGAUAUCUCCCCUAACAGUAAUGGAAGCUCUACAGCACAGAGCUCCAGCUCAAAACCACAGGACAACAUCAGCUCCACUAACAUCAGUAGUGCUUCUACUGCCAGUAUCAGAGAUGCAGGUGGAAGUGUCAUGAAUAGAGGCACCAUGUCCUUCCCUCAAACCACACCACCCAUCAGAGUUUCAGAGCCCAGCAUUCACUCAUCAGACUCUUUCUUUUCCACUAGAGAAAAGCCCUCCCCAAACCCCCAGGUCUAUCAGUAUACCUCUACACAACCUCGAAACACUCGCACUGAGCCUGUCUACUCACACGGAACAUUGUCGCCCCCAAAUCAGUCACCACAUACCCCACGCCGGGCAUCACCAAACCCAACCAGGUCACAUGAGCGGAGCCUGAGUGGCUCAUUCACCUUUGCUGAACUCACACCUACCUUCAAAUAUGAGCAACCAUCUGUUCCUGGCAUGCUUCAAGUCCUAUCCAAUCCGGUGGCAUCGGUUGACUCACCCACCAGUGGACGGAGAUCACCCAGGCUGGAGAGAGUUCCUUCACCUGGACCUUUCAGCCAACCUAUGGCGAGCACGUUGCCACGCAGUUUCACUCCAUUUAAAACUACAGAUGAUGGCAUACAACGGCAGAGCGGCUCGGGAAAAUGGAACGAGACAGACUUGGAUGUUUCUUAUGAAAGAAAACCACACCACACCUACGACAAGAAUGAGUGGAUCAGACCAUCUUUCACCAGCAGCAACUGGAGAGAGUCCAAUCUGGACUCACCCGCUGUACCUCGAAAGGACCCUUUGCCUCGUCAUCUCCCAUCAGCUGAUGGCUCUUUGCCCAGGAACACUCGUAUCUCUGUGCCACCUGAUCGUGCCCCACCAAACCAGUCACCUUUUAACCCUCAGCCAAUCAUCUCCCGCGUCACCAUCCCGCCAGCAUCAUCCGGGCUCCGCACACAUAAGCCCAUUCCUCUGUCUGUCAUCAUGAGGCUCCAGAACCCAUACUAUUCAGCAGCCACCAGAUAUCCAUAUGACACAGAGGGCGAGCGAGAUCUCAGCAUGCAACGCCAGCCUGCACCUCUGCCCCUGCCCCGAGAGUUGCUUUACCACUUUCAACCCAUCCAAGAGCAGAGAUCUGCGGUUUAUUAUCCAGAAGCUCCCAAGCCAGGGUACGUGGAGCUUGUAAAAAUAAACUCCGUAAAUAAGCCAUCGGUGCCCCCAGAAACCCAAGCACCCUCAGUCGAGCCAAGCAAGGAGCCCAAAGUAGAGGAGAACACUGAUGAUUCGGAGGUGGAAGCGACUUCUCGGCCCCCAAGCCCUGCGAUCUUGCAGCGAGUGGUGGCCCCGGAAGCUCCUGUUGUCCCCGAUAUGGACAUGUUGCUCCAGCUCCGAGCUGAGAUCCCACGUGCCCUGAAGAAACGAGGCUCCGUCGACAUUUCACAGAGCCUGAAGAAGAAGCCUGUUCUUCAACCUAGCCAGUACAAGCAGAUGAUUAAAAAAAUGUUCCACAGGAAUAGACCCCAAACAAAAAGUGAGACAGGCAGCGAGAGCAGCUCCUCCGAUGGAGAGGAGAACACAACGUCAAUACCGUACUCACCUUCACCUGUCCCAAACACGGCUAUGCUACCCCAGCAGAAGGGUCUUCAAUCAAUUCUGCGAAAGCCUAAAGGAAGUAGUGGAAAAGGACAGCGCGCUCGUCUCAGUCCUCUGGUGCUGCUGCUGGACGGUUCUCUGGUCGGGGAGCUGGAUACGGUGCAGAGAGCCGUGCAGGAAAUGAGUGACCCGAGCCAGCCAAAUGAUGAGGGCAUCACCGCCCUUCAUAAUGCUAUCUGUGGUGGACACUAUGCUGUAGUGGAGUUCCUCGUAAGCAUCGGUGCCAACGUCAGCGCCCCAGACAGUCACGGCUGGACUCCCCUGCACUGUGCUGCCUCCUGUAACGACCGGGCCCUCUGUGAGUUUCUGGUGCAUAGUGGUGCAGCUGUCAUGGCCGUGACAGAGAGCGACGGAGCCACAGCAGCACAGAAAUGUGACCCUUAUGCUGUGGGUUACGAAGAGUGUGAGAGCUUCCUCAGAGGAGUGGAGGAGGCGAUGGGUGUUGAGAAGAGUGGCGUGGUGUACGCACUUUGGAGUUACCCAGCACAGACACAUGAUGAGCUGAGCUUCAAGGAGGGAGACAUGGUUACCAUCCUGCAGAAACCAGAAGGAAUGGACUGGUGGUUGGCUUCGCUCUACGGGCGAGAGGGCUUUGUCCCAAAUAACUACUUUGGGCUUUUCCCAAAGGUGCGGCCAAAAUCACUGUGCUAGAUUUCCCUCUACAGGAAAAACUCCCAUACUACACCACAGAAAUACUACUAUACUCAAUGAUGGUUUUAUUUUUUUCCUCCAGUAGUUAUUGUAUUAUUGUAUUUUCUUGAUUAUGUAAAUUAUAUCAAGGGCUUGGAAGUAGAGGUGUAUGUCACAUUAUAGACUUAAAAAAAAAUUAGUAUCACAAUAUAUAAAUCUUAUGGCAGGAAAAAUAAAUAGGUAUUGUUAACGAUUCGGCUAGAUUUACUCCCAUACCUCCUGUAAAAUAUGUGAACAGGUCUGGGUAACUUUUUGGUAGAAUUUUGACAAUUUCUGCAAUAAGAAGUUAUGAAACCUCUUUUAGAAGUCAAUUAGAAGUGAAGCAAAUCUAACAUUUUAAAACUAGGAUACUUGAAUGAAAAUUGAGAAAAUUGCAUUUCAUUCCAAUUCCUACAUUUAAAACCUAAUACACUUGUACAACAACAUCACUGCCGGACUUAGGAUUUGUAAGGAAACGAGUUCUCAGUUUGAUUAUCCAUCUACACCAACCACACCAGUGCUUCAUCACCUGAGUUAAAUUCACCUGAGGUCACUAUCUUUGACUCUUCACUUGGCUAAUCACUGUUCACACUAACAUCAGUAGGGAAAUGAUCACUGAUUAAUUCAUUAUUCAUUUGUUCUGUUGGAUAAAAUUCUUGUUAUUGUCUUUGGUUAGUUUACAUUUACACAUUAAGUUUUUUCGCCGCUGUUUUGAUGGUAAUGUGAUGACAGGAACAUUUGCAUUCUUUUUUGACAGCCAGUAUCUUAUUACAAUAUAAAUGAAUGAAUUAGAAGUCUAUCUAAUUCUCUAUGGCACAUACAUUUUUCAUAAAUUACUGACAAUCCCUUUGUGUGGAGAUCACACUUAGCUUUGCAAGGUUUUAGCCACGGCAAGGUUUAAAAAAAAAAAAUGUCCACAUUGUUUUGGUUAAAGAAUAUAUAUAUAUAUAUAUAUAUAUGUUUUUAUUUUGUCUACUUUCUACUGUUUGUGUUGUUUGAGGCCAGAAUUCAGUCACAGUAGCAUCUGACAGGUUUUCCCAGAUCACCACCACCACACACAAAUGUUUAAACGUGUUGAAAUGUGAAAUGUUCUUUAAAUAUGAUGGGCUGAGUCGCUGACAAUGCUAGUUACCUGAAGUUUUGUGUUCAAAUCCCAUAUAUAACCUUUAGCUGCUAUCUUUGGAUUAAAUUUUCUCCCAAGUGAAUGUAGAUGAUCAGUAUGAGAUCAAUGCAAAUUAAAUGCUUGUCAUUUUUCAGAUUGGCUAGGUAUUGAUUGAUUUAUCAUGUCAGUAUUGAGUCUGGCUGUGAGUAUUGUUUUACUGGUAUUGAUUUUCUGUCUCGGUGUGUGUGUGUGAGAGAGAGGGAGAGAGAGAGAGAUAUUAAUUGUGUGGUUUCCUUUAAAUAAAUGUAUCAUAAUCUUAUUUCUAUAAAUUAGAGAUACACUGAGUUACUAUUAGAUUCACUUCUCUCGUAACUGAUAAUCUGCAAUUUACUGUACAGGACUUUUCUUUGUUGUCUGUAAUUUUAGUCAUCAUGUAAUGUUGCCCACAUUAAUCUUGUACAGUAUUUUGUUCACAAUGCAUUUGUAAUGUCUCCAUUUAUACUUAGGAAUGAUUUACUAUCACCUUACACGUUAAUUUUACCUCCAAGUGCUGUGUGUAAGAAUGACCUUGGAAUCACUUUUCAAAUAAUUGUGUUCUGGUAAUUAAGUGUGAUAUUAAUAGAGUAUUUAAUGUGAUGUGUGUCUGUUUUAUUGUUGUGUGUGUGUGUGGGUGUGUGUGUGUAGCUGGCACAGGCUGUUACAUAAGAGUUAACCUGAUUGUAUUUUUGGUGAUACAGUAAAAAUAUUAAGUCUG